AUGUUGUCGAUCCUCCGAAAGGCGCGGUUGAAGGACAAGGAGAUGAGAAUCUUGAUGCUGGGCUUGGAUAAUGCGGGAAAGACCACCAUCGUCAAGCGGGUCAUGGGCGAGGACGUCAAUACCGUCAGCCCGACGCUGGGGUUCAUUAUUAAGACGAUUGAUUACGAGGGGUACAAGUUGAACAUCUGGGACGUCGGCGGCCAGAAGACCCUGCGCUCGUACUGGCGCAACUACUUCGAGAAGACGGACGCGCUGAUCUGGGUCGUGGACGCGACCGACAGGCUGCGCAUCGACGACUGUCGCGAGGAGCUGCACGGGCUGCUGCAGGAAGAGCGUCUCUCGGGCGCGAGCCUGCUGGUCUUCGCCAACAAGACGGAUGUGCAGGGGUGCAUGGACGAGGCCGAGAUCCUCGACGGGCUCCGGCUCAAGGAUAUCCGCACGCAUCAGUGGCAUAUAUUGCGGUGCAGUGCCAUGACGGGCGAGAAUCUGAAGGAGGGGCUGGCUUGGGUGGUGGAGGAUGCUAAGAAGAGAUUGUUCCUGUAUUGA
This is a messenger RNA of Anthostomella pinea, 546 nucleotides long. Lineage: Eukaryota; Fungi; Ascomycota; Sordariomycetes; Xylariales; Xylariaceae. The record is from the annotation of a GenBank genome assembly.